Molecule: messenger RNA, 690 nt
Organism: Glycine soja
Lineage: Eukaryota; Viridiplantae; Streptophyta; Magnoliopsida; Fabales; Fabaceae
Product: cytochrome P450 704C1-like
Exons: 4
Coding region: 1-690 (229 amino acids)
Molecular function (GO): monooxygenase activity; iron ion binding; oxidoreductase activity, acting on paired donors, with incorporation or reduction of molecular oxygen
Source: RefSeq, a predicted model, not a curated record
AUGGGGAACUUCUUCCCUAGAGCUAUUGACAAAAGCUUGAUGAUAUUAGAGCACUACAAGAAGGGGUCUAUUAAGGAUGCAGAGAGUGUGUGUUAUCAGAAAGCCAUGCAGGCCUUUAUGGAAAUGGUAGACAAGGGUAUCCUUCCUGACCAAUUUAUUUGGAAUUCAAUGCCACUUAGUCUGACCCAACAAGAACUUCCAAUUCUAUAUGCAAAGGUUCUCCUUGUUGUUGAACUGGAAACCAUGUGUGGAACCUAUAAACAAGGCACAAAGUUCUCCAAUGCUAUUGAUGAAGUGGUGAAAGGAGACAUCUUGUCAAGGUUUAUAGAAUUGGAAGAAACUGAUCCAAAGUACCUUGGAGAUAUUUCCUUGAGUUUUAUCCUUGCAGGGAAAGAUACAAUAUCAGUUACUCUUUCUUGGUUUCUUUACAAACUUUGCAAGAACCCUUAUGUGCAGGAGAAGACUGCACAAGAGAUUAGACAAACAACAAAUGUAGAAGCUGGAUCAACCAUUAGUGAACUUGCAGCUAGAGUAACUGAAGAAAACAUGGACAAGAUGCAGUACCUGAAUGCAACAUUGAAUGAAACACUCAGGCUCCACCCAGCAGUUCAAGUGGAAGGCAAGUUUUCUUCAAGGAAGUCAAUGUCCUCAUCAAGAACUAAAGUUGAACCUGGACUUUUUGACCCAUGA